This is a messenger RNA of Oncorhynchus keta (chum salmon), 2806 nucleotides long. RefSeq names its product copine-7-like. Gene Ontology annotation, cellular component: plasma membrane. Gene Ontology annotation, biological process: cellular response to calcium ion. The record is from RefSeq and is a predicted model, not a curated record. NCBI's taxonomy places the organism in Eukaryota, Metazoa, Chordata, Actinopteri, Salmoniformes, Salmonidae. The transcript has 16 exons. The coding region runs from base 606 to 2318 and encodes 570 amino acids. Gene Ontology annotation, molecular function: calcium-dependent phospholipid binding.
CUGUUCCUGAGUUUCGGAAAAUCAAGCAGUGUGUUGAAGGAAAGGUAACAACAAGUGUAAAUCCAGGGGACCUCGACAGGUAGGAACAAGCAGCAAGAGUUUGGAUGUAUUAUUUUGAAGCAUAUGAUGCAAGUGGCUAAAUGAUGGAGAUACAGUACCUGCAUGGACUUUGAAGAGAAGGAUGAUCGGGACCAUACCCUUUUUUUAACCCAGUUGUGAUGCUCAUGGACAACUUUUUCAUGAAGAACAUAUGAAAACACAUUUUGGCUGAUCCUGAAUCGUGACUCUCCACAGCUUUCUGGUCAUCUAAUCAAGACUCCCCAGCCUCCAUCCAGCUCAGCCCACGUUGUCUGUUAUCGCUGCAGAAAUUAAAUUACACCUGCCUUCAUCUCAAAUACAGACCUCUGCGAGAACUCUUUUCCCUUUUGUAAUUUUCACUACCAAGUCCAAGGAUCCAUUCUUCUAUGUAUCUAACUCUGUGAGAUUUCAGUGCCUCUUUCGGCUUGAAUCCCUUAGCCAUCCCUAGUAGUUCCCAUUACUCUGAGCUCGGCAGCACCCACCCUCUAUUGCUCCUUACUGGUUGACUCCUUGGGUCCUGAGCCAGGAUGAAUGACAUCCAGGAUGCUACCUCCCCAGGGGCCGCCCUUGGUGGCCCUGUCGCCUGCGUCUCCAAAGUGGAGCUGCGCGUCGCCUGCAAGGCCCUGCUGGACCGAGACACACUGAACAAGUCUGACCCAUGUGUCAUACUCAUGGUGCAGAACCAGGGACAGUGGACAGAGCUUGACAGGACAGAGGUGAUCAAGAGCAACCUGCACCCGGUCUUUGCCAAGGUCUUCACCCUGGACUAUUACUUUGAGGAAGCUCAGAAGCUGCGGUUCGAGGUCUACGACAUCCAUGGCACUCACAGUAUUGGCACCCGCGAUGACGACUUCCUGGGUGGGGUGGAGUGUACGCUCGGCCAGAUUGUAGCCCAGAAGAAGAUGGUGAAGCCUUUAUUCCUAAAGUAUGCGAAGUACGCUGGGAAAUCCACCAUCACGGUACACGCUGAAGAAAUUUCUGGCAACAAUGGAUAUGUUGAACUGUUCUUCUGUGCCAAAAAACUGGAUGAUAAGGAUCUCUUCAGUAAGUCAGACCCCUUUUUGGAAAUAUAUCGAAUCAACGAUGAUGGGACGGAACAGCUCGUUCACAGAACUGAGGUAAUCAAAAACAACCUGAACCCCGUGUGGGAGCCCUUUAAAGUGUCUCUCAUCUCUCUGUGUAGCUGUGAUGAGGACAGGAAGCUCAAGUGCCUAGUCUGGGAUUACGAUUCCAGGGGAAAACACGACUUCAUCGGAGAGUUUUAUGCCACCUUCAGAGAAAUGCAGAAAAUUGGCGGUGGAAGCAAGGUCACAUGGGAUUGCAUGAAUCCAAAGUACAAACUGAAGAAAAAGAACUACAAGAACUCUGGGGUGGUCAUCCUCAGUGAUCUCAAGCUUCACAGAGUGUAUUCCUUCCUGGACUACAUCAUGGGAGGAUGCCAAAUCCACUUUACAGUGGCCAUUGACUUCACAGCCUCCAACGGAGACCCACGGAACAGCUGCUCCCUACACUACAUCAACCCGUACCAGCCCAACGAGUAUCUGAAGGCUUUGAUAGCAGUGGGGGAGAUCUGUCAGGAUUAUGACAGUGACAAAAGAUUUUCCGCCUUGGGAUUUGGUGCCAGAAUUCCACCCAAUUACGAGGUGUCCCAUGACUUUGCCAUCAAUUUCAACCCAGAGGACGAUGAAUGUGAAGAGAUUCAGGGGGUGGUGGAGGCCUACCAGAACUGCCUGCCUAAGAUCCAGCUGUAUGGCCCCACCAACGUCUCUCCCAUCAUCAGCAGGAUAGCCAAGCUGUCAGCAGGAGAGGAGACCAUCAAAGAUGCCUCACGUUACCACAUCCUGCUGAUCCUCACGGACGGCGUGGUGACAGACAUGGCAGACACACGCGAGGCCAUCGUGCGCGCCUCCUACCAUCCCCUGUCCAUCAUUAUCGUUGGCGUGGGCAAUGCAGACUUCACAGACAUGCAGAUCCUGGACGGGGAUGACGGGGUGCUGCGCUCACCCAAAGGAGAGCCCGUCCUCCGAGACAUUGUGCAGUUUGUGCCCUUCAGAGACUUCAAAACAGCCUCGCCCGCUGCCUUAGCCAAAUGUGUCCUGGCGGAAGUGCCCAACCAAGUGGUGGAGUACUACAGUCACAAGGCCAUCUGCCCCAUGCCGCCUGUCCCAUCAUGUGACUCUCCCACCUCCCUUGCCAACACCCCUACAGAAUCACUGCCAGCAGUGGGGACCACGGCCUGACUACAUCUCUGUCCAGCAGAGAGAGCGAGAGAGAGGGUGCAUAUCGCUGCUCUGGACCAAGAACCAUGGUCAUUAAUAUUAGUGUUGUUAUCAUUCCUUUUUCAUUCGUACAGCGUUCACACACAGACUAGAAACUGAAACCUUUGGAUUGUUUUCUCUCUCCGUUCGGAUCAUGUCCCUCUGCCUGGCUGUGCAUCCAUCUGCCUGUUCAGCAUGAUGCUGGAGCCUUCGUCCUCUUCCUCCUGUUUUGGGGAUGCAUGCAGGUGAAUCCCUCCCAGAGUUGAUCAACUAUGGUCACAUGCUCUCUGUCACCUUCUACCCUGAUACUGGCACCUCGGCCCUCAGUUGAUUUUUCUAUGACUUCUAAGGUUCUCCAAGGCGUCAGUCUGCUUCUCCUCUGUGUCCAUUUUGCUCUGCUGUGUCUCUCUAAGUCUGACUGCCCAUCACUGGUAUUGUCGGAAGAGCCUGUCAAAUGAAGGGAGGGGGGG